CCAUGGCCAUCCUCCACGGGCCCUUUUCUGUCGCCGCAAAUCCCCGUUGAGCCAUCCAUUCCCUUCCCGGGUGAUAUCGGCGGCCCCCACCAGUCUUGCUAUCCGCAAGAUAUAUUGGACCCUCACUUGCUCCUCGGACGAACAUGAUCCCGCUUCCUGGCGUUGCUGAGCCUCGUACCUGCCGGCUUUGGUAAGCAAAGGGCAGCGUCCUCUUCUCUGCUCGACGGACUCGCAGCCGUACCUAUUGCCUGCGCCUAUCGCCUGCGAUACAGCAGCCAUUGAGGUUGUAGGCAUCGUACAUACGGAUCAGCACCUCUGCUACUGCCCUCGAUGACGCCCGGACUGAUGUUUCCUCCUCCCACUACGGAGACCCUAGAUGGAACGAUAGACCCUCUGACACGGCGGCAUUCUGGGGUGAACGACCUAGACGACCAUGAUGUAGCACCAGAUAGGAGCUCGUCCAGACGAAGGGGUCGCUCCCACUCACGCAUACAAGACGAGGCCGAAGACUCCUUCCCUCACCUGGCAAUGCUACCACCCCCGCCCAGACUCAAUAGCAGCGCCGCUGCUCUCCCUCAGUCUCCUGUCCUCGGUCAAGGUCUGGAUUCGAUAGCAAUUCCAGCGCCUAUGUCGCCCUUGUCUUCUUCACCAGUCCUCCCUGCUGAGAGGACUGCUAUCCCCGAUAUUUCUCCGCUUACAAAGACUCCCGCGAAAGGUACAGCUUCAUCCGGUCACGGUGCGAGCAGUGAAGGUCUACGACGUCCCUCUCUCCCACAUCUGUUCGACAAGGCCAGAAGCGCAAACCCUGCCAGCUCCAUCAAAGCGGCAUUGGUCCGCAAUGCCAAUUUCUCCCCUCACGUCUUCAGGACCAAGACCCCUUCUUCGAAUGGACAGCUUCAAAUUGGUGCCGGCGCGGGCGGCGGAGGGGAUGAUUGGCUUGCAGACAAUGGCAGCGGGAGCGAAGUCCCAAGCUCGAGCUCGGCUACACCCCGACGACUAGGUGCAAAGAAGAGCGUUUCGAAUUUGCUCCGAAAAGCAGCCAAUGGAUUGACUAAUGGGGCAGCAAAGAUUGACAAUCGCCGGCGCUCCUCCAGCUCAAUCUCCAGUGCCUCGAUCAGCUCCAUCGAUGCGAGUGGGGCACCGCAAGUUCGUACUAGCCGGGCGUCAUUCUCGCAUCAUCAUACCCCGCCAGUCUCAGCCUUUGCUGUCAGAAAGGGCUCCUCGCCGACUCCUAGCGUCUUCUCGCGCAGGAAAAUUAAUUAUGAAGACGAUGCAGACCCAUCGGGGAGUAGAAGAAGGGCGAAUAGUAGCGCCAGUCUUUCAGGAAACCUCUUGCGCAGAUUAUCGCAGAGGGAAAAGGGCAUGGCCAGUUCCACCAAUGGGGAAGCGCAAAGUGAUCACGAGGUAGCCUUGCGAUCCGUGCCGCCCAGCCCUCUGCGUCGCGACCCUAGCUCCUUCAUGGAGGAUCUUCCUGGAGGCGACUCGACGUCGGAAUCGUCGCCUCUGACGACGCGUGCUUCUGUACCGCCCUUGUCGCCUCCCUCUCCGCUUCAAACUCCUCAUACCGAGGAGAGGCUGGCUGCCUUGAGCUUAGCAGCAGAUCGACCCCUCACCAAAGAACGUCGUUCGUAUUCUACACCUCAUUCGAUAGGGCCAGAGCCCCACUUCACCAGUCAACCCAUGUCCUCUCGCGGUGCGACCCAGGAUUCCCUAUCCGUCGAAGCUCACCAGGACUUGCUUCUGAGGUAUGCCGAUCAGUUCGCCUCGCAGGGCGCAGCACCAGCCGGUAGUGGAGGAGAGACGGUCACGUUGGCGCAGCAGCUGAUUGCGGUGGGAGAGGCGCUGGCAGCUGAGAGACUGGGGAUGAGUCGAAGUGGUAGUGGAAGCGGCGGCGGUGGAGCUGGAGGUGGAAAUGGGGUCAACUCUGGCGAGAAGGGGAAUAAAGGUGGAGAGACAUCUGGUGCUGCAACGUCUUCGGCUCUGCCCAGCUUGCAGGAGCAUUGCCUGCAAUUGGCCCCCUCGCCCAUGGACAAGCGGAUAUGACGCUGAUCAGCCUUCGCUUUUGUUUGGCCCCUCACCUAUGUAUAUAGUCUCAACGACGGCCAAACCUAUUGUAGCAUGUACCCCAUGUUUCUUUCUUUUCUGCAAUUCCUUGUUGCCUUGCUU
Molecule: messenger RNA, 2166 nt
Organism: Microstroma glucosiphilum
Lineage: Eukaryota; Fungi; Basidiomycota; Exobasidiomycetes; Microstromatales; Microstromataceae
Exons: 1
Coding region: 331-2043 (570 amino acids)
Source: RefSeq, a predicted model, not a curated record